AUGGUGGUGGCAGUGUCACCAGGACUGCAGGGUGAGGCAGUGGCAUGGGCGGCGGACCUGUACAGCGAUCAUACCCGGGAGCUGGCUGACGCUGGGCUGUUCCUGGAUGUGUUGCAUGCCCACUUUGAAGACAGCUCCUGGGUUCAGCGCGCUGAGGCAGAGUUGCUGGCAUUGAGGCAACGUGGUCAUCAUGCAACUGACUACAUCCGUGACUUCUGCAGGGUUUGGCAUGGCUGGACAAAUGGGGUCCUACGAUAUGGUGGGAAGGGGGUUACCGAAGGCUCCGUAUCGGGGUGGGUCCUCAGGCCCCUACAUGAUUCUGGGGAAAAGAGGGCAGGGUAUACGGACAAGAAGGCGAAGGCAGAGUUGACAGAAUCCAGGGAAGAUGUCCCCUUUCCGGAGGUAUACAAUGAUCUUGCUGAGGUAUUCAGUGAGCAGGAGUGCAACGUCCUGCCACCUCACCGCACUACUUAUUGCGUGGUUGAUAUCCUGCCGGGAGCUAAGUUGCCCAAACCCAGGAUGUACACCAUGACACCCAGAGAGCUGGAGGACCUACGACGUUACAUCGACCAGAACCUGGCCUGGGGAUUCAUUCAACCAGCUCAGUCACGAGUGGCCGCCCUGGUCUUAUUAAACGAGAAAAAGGACUGUUCCCUACAGCUCUGUGUGGACUUCCGCGGGAUUAAUGCGGUGUGUGUGGAGCAUCUAUACCCACUCCCAUUGAUGAAAGACCUACUGGCCCAUCUGGGUAUGGGCCAUGUGUUCUCAAAGCUGGACCUGUGUGAGGCUUACUACAGAGUCCGGAUAAAGAGUGGAAAUGAGUGGAAGAUGGUGUUUAACUGCCCGCUCAGCAGUUACCAAUUCCGUGUGAUGCCUUUUGGCCCGAAAGGGGCCCCCGUGGUGUUUAUGCAACUCAUCAAGUGCACGAGCACUUGUACCUUACAUGCAUUUCUUCGUGACAUUUCAUUCAACAAUUCAGCUGGAGAGAACAUGCAUUUUAAUGAAAAAGGAGAAAUUGUUUCUGGUUUGGAUAUAAUGCACACAAGGUUAUUUUCAAACAACUCCUUCAAAAAAGUUAGAAUUGGACAGGUAAAACCAACAGCUUUUGAAGGAAAACAAUUCUUUAUACAUGAUGAAAUUAUUGAGUGGCCUAAAACCUUUAACCAGGUAUGUCCUAUUUCUGUGUGCAGUGAUUCGUGCCAGCCAGGAUUUCAGAAACAAAAGAAGGAAGGGGAACAAUUUUGUUGCUAUGAUUGCUUACCAUGUCCAAAAGGAAAGAUCUCCAACAAGACAGACACAGAUGAAUGUAUUCAGUGCCGAGAUGAUCAGUAUCAAAGCCAGAGCAAUGACAGCUGUUUCCCCAAAAUAAUAACCUUUCUUUCCUAUGAAGAACCAUUAGGAAUGGGUUUAGUCUCAAUUGUCCUUUGUUUUUCACUGGUCACAGGCUUGGUGUUGAUUACUUUUAUUAAGCACAGUGAUACAGCCAUAGUCAAAGCCAAUAACCGAGAACUCACCUAUAUUCUUCUUUCCUCUCUCCUGCUCUGCUUCCUCUGCUCUCUUUUAUUCCUUGGCCAUCCCCACAAAGUCACUUGCCUCAUUCGUCAUGUUGCUUUUGGUAUCAUCUUUACUGUGGCAGUUUCUUGUGUGUUGGCCAAAACCAUCACUGUGGUUCUUGCUUUCAUGGCCACUAAACCAGGAUCCAAUGUGAGGAGGUGGGUGGGAAAAAGUCUGGCCAACACCAUUGUCCUUUCCUGCUCUCUCAUUCAAGCUGGCAUUUGUACUGCAUGGCUGGCCAUUGCUCCUCCGUACCCCAGGUUGGAUAUGAAAUCUCUGCCAAACAAGAUAAUAGCAGAAUGCAAUGAAGGCUCUACCUUUAUGUUUUACUUUGUAUUGGGCUACAUGGGACUUCUGUCCAUCAUCAGUUUCAUAGUGGCUUUCUUAUCUAGAAAUUUACCGGAUGCUUUCAAUGAAGCCAAAUUCAUCACUUUUAGCAUGCUCAUGUUUUGCAGUGUUUGGCUGACUUUUAUCCCAACUUAUUUGAGUGCCAAAGGCAAAUACGUGGUAGGUGUGGAGAUCUUCUCCAUUUUGGCCUCUGGGGCUGCACUGCUUGCCUGUAUCUUUUUUCCAAAAGUUUAUAUUAUCUGGUUGAGACCUGAGCUGAAUAAUAAGGAGGGAUUAAUAAGGACAAAGAAUAAACCAGUGAAAUUGAAUACUCUUAUAUAA
Messenger RNA from Crotalus tigris (Tiger rattlesnake), 2223 nucleotides. RefSeq names its product vomeronasal type-2 receptor 26-like. Bases 1 to 2223 code for a protein of 740 amino acids. Gene Ontology annotation, cellular component: membrane. Gene Ontology annotation, biological process: G protein-coupled receptor signaling pathway. Gene Ontology annotation, molecular function: G protein-coupled receptor activity. The record is from RefSeq and is a predicted model, not a curated record. Lineage: Eukaryota; Metazoa; Chordata; Lepidosauria; Squamata; Viperidae. The transcript has 5 exons.